UUCGUGUCGGUCGUCGUCAGUCGAGUUUUAAUCGCUGACCAGUUCGGUCUUCGAAGUUCUUGGUGCUUAGCUUACUCUAGUGUUUGGUUUUUCAUAGAGGAAAGGAUGUCUCUUGUGGACACGUUGAAGGAGCUGUACAAGUUCAGUGCAAUAGACUAUGGCGUGUUUGCGUCGAUGUUGAUCCUGUCGGCAGCGUGUGGGAUCUACUUUGGAUUUUACAAGCGAACCGUAAAUCAAACACCGGAAAGUAGCGAUGACGAGUGCGGUCCCAGCAGGAGCAGUAACACAAGCAAUGGAAAACGGAUAGCCAGCUUCGGAUCGUCUUCGAUGGACGAGUACCUGCUGGGGUCUCGGAAGUUGAAGGCAUUCCCAGUGGCGAUGAGCCUGGUGGCGGGAUAUAUAUCGGGUGUUACGAUCCUGGGGACACCGGCGGAAAUUUACAACUUUGGUACGCAGUAUUGGUUGAUUGUAAUACCGAUCCUACUGAUGGGAGUGGCCGUUUGUACUAUCUACCUGCCGGUGUUCUGCUCUCUGAAGCUGAAUUCGUCCUAUGAGUACCUGGAACUACGAUUCAACUCAUCCGUACGGUCGAUAGCUUCUGUGAUGUUUGUAUUGGACGAGCUGUUUUUCUUGCCAAUGAUAAUCUACGUACCGGCACUGGCAUUCAAUCAAGUCACUGGAUUCAAUCUGUACAUCAUUGGAGCGAUUGUAUGCGUGGUAUGCAUAUUUUACACAUUACUGGGUGGCAUCAAAGCGGUCGUCUUCACCGAUGCCUGGCAGGUGGUAGUGAUGUUCAUCUCAGUUGUCAUCGUGGUUGUCCUGGGCACCAUCACGCUCGGCGAUGCAGACAUUGUCUGGAAGCGAGCGGAAAUUGGAGGCAGAAUUGAUUUCUUCAAUGUGAGCUCAUCGAUGUACGAACGGCAAACUUUCUGGGGUGUCCUGAUCGGAGGUUUCUUCUACUGGACGUCGUUCAACUCCGUCAACCAGACCAUGGUUCAACGGUACAUGUCGCUGCCAAAUUUAAAGAAAGCGAAACUAUCAGUCGGAAUGUUUACAAUCGGAAUGGGAGUGUUCGUAUCCGUUUGCUGCUAUGCCGGUCUGCUGAUCUACGCUCACUACUACCAGUGUGAUCCAACGUCCGUUGGACUAGUCAAAACCGACGAUCAACUGUUUCCCCACUAUGUAAUGGAAAUCGUUGGACACCUUCAGGGAAUCCCUGGCCUGUUUAUUGCUGGUGUCUUCGGUGCUGCUCUCAGUUCCUUAUCUGUGGUGCUUAACUCUACCUCGGCUGUUCUGUUGGAAGACAUCCUGAAAGGAAUGUUCCGUGUUAAUCCUAGUCCUAGGGUAGCCAAUAUCUUUGUUAGGAGUAGUGUGGUGGUACUUGGGCUGGCAGCCAUGGGUUGCCUGUUCAUUAUCGAAAAAUUGGGAGGAAUUUUGAGUGUCGCAACAUCACUGUCUGCCAUCGCUGCUGGCACGACCUGCGGAAUCUUCACCCUUGGAAUGCUGGUGCCAUGGAGUAACUCGAUGGGGGCUCUAUCUGGUGGUAUCGCCGGUGCUCUUUUGUCCGGAUGGGUUUCAUUGGGAGCACAGUAUGCCAGUGCUAAUGGUGAUAUCAGUCCGCAUAAGCUACCAGUCUCGGUGGAUGGCUGCCCAGUGGAUAUGUUCUACAAUAGUACUAUUGUCAAUCCGGUCUAUCCGGAUGAAUCGGGCGUUUUCUUUAUGUACCGUUUAUCAUACCACUGGAUCACACCAAUCGGCGUGCUGACGGUUAUGAUUGUUGGGUCGAUCGUAUCGUUCUUGACGGGGCCGAGGAAUUUGAAGGAUAUCGAUCCAGAACUGAUUUCCCCGGUCAUUCAUCGAUUCCUACCGCAGGAAUCAUUCGGAAACUUUGGAUCCGCAAGCAAGGAGGUUCCUAUUCACAUGAGCGAGGAAAUGCAAUCAACUUAUGGAGUGGAACGAUUGAGUGCCAAAAGGAAGCGAUCUCCAUGAAACGACGGAAGAACGUUCAGCCAAGACAGAAUUCCAGUUACUUAAUGCAUUCACUGUAUGCAAUGAUGGACUUUACUAGAUGAGUAGUACUUCGUUAACCGUAAUCUCCUAGAGAAGAUGCGAGCUGCAAUUGGAAAUUGCGUUAAGAUUUGUACAACAAACACUGGACUGCAAAAAUAGUGUGUUUUGCUCAACAACACUUGGAUUGAGCAGAUGGAUUUCUCAGUUUUAUAUUUAUUACAAUUAGAGUGGCGUCUUAAAAAAAUAAAAUAGCUUGAUUGAAGGAGACAUUUUCUAUGUGAAGGGACGUCAUACUGCAAUUAUAGGUACAACAUUUCUGUAACUGCCUGUGAUACAAUCAAAAGAAUUGUUUAGUUUGUAAGUAGAGUAGCGUUGUAGGUUUUUAACCAAGUAACUUUUAAUCUGUAACGAAUUAGUAGCGUGAAUAAAACAUUUGUAAAAAAUCAUAGCUCUUGAACUUGUGUCGAACCGAAUUCGGUAAAAUUUAUAUCUAUGAAGUCUGAUAUUUCGAGAAGCUCAACAUA
Messenger RNA from Ochlerotatus camptorhynchus, 2534 nucleotides. Its product is annotated as sodium-coupled monocarboxylate transporter 1-like. Gene Ontology annotation, cellular component: membrane. NCBI's taxonomy places the organism in Eukaryota, Metazoa, Arthropoda, Insecta, Diptera, Culicidae. The coding region runs from base 106 to 1989 and encodes 627 amino acids. Gene Ontology annotation, biological process: transmembrane transport; sodium ion transport. The record is from RefSeq and is a predicted model, not a curated record. The transcript has 9 exons. Gene Ontology annotation, molecular function: symporter activity.